AUGCUGAACGCGGCCACGGAGACACAGAACGUGACCACGGGGACACAGAACGCGGCCACGGAGACACAGAACGUGACCACGGGGACACAGAACGUGACCACGGAGACACAGAACGUGACCACGGAGACACAGAACGUGACCACGGAGACACAGAACGUGGCCACGGAGACACAGAACGUGACCACGGAGACACAGAACGUGACCACGGAGACACAGAACGUGACCACUGAGAGACAGAACGUGACCACAGAGAGACAGAACGUGACCACUGAGAGACAGAACGUGACCACUGAGAGACAGAACGUGACCACUGAGUCACAGAACGUGACCACUGAGACACAGAACGUGACCACUGAGAGACAGAACGUGACCACGGAGACACAGAACGUGACCACGGAGACACAGAACGUGACCACGGAGACACAGAACGUGACCACGGAGACACAGAACGUGGCCACGGAGACACAGAACGUGACCACGGAGACACAGAACGUGACCACUGAGAGACAGAACGUGACCACUGAGUCACAGAACGUGGCCACUGAGACACAGAACGUGACCACGGAGACACAGAACGUGACCACGGAGACACAGAACGUGACCACGGAGACACAGAACGUGACCACGGAGACACAGAACGUGACCACUGAGAGACAGAACGUGACCACGGAGACACAGAACAUGGCCACUGAGACACAGAACGUGACCACGGAGUCACAGAACGUGACCACUGAGUCACAGAACGUGACCACGGAGACACAGAACGUGACCACGGAGACACAGAACGUGACCACGGAGACACAGAACGUGACCACGGAGACACAGAACGUGACCACGGAGACACAGAACGUGACCACUGAGAGACAGAACGUGACCACGGAGACACAGAACAUGGCCACUGAGACACAGAACGUGACCACGGAGUCACAGAACGUGACCACUGAGUCACAGAACGUGACCACGGAGACACAGAACGUGACCACGGAGACACAGAACGUGGCCACUGAGACACAGAACGUGACCACGGAGACACAGAACGUGACCACUGAGACACAGAACGUGACCACUGAGAGACAGAACGUGACCACGGAGACACAGAACGUGGCCACUGAGACACAGAACGUGACCACGGAGACACAGAACGUGACCACGGAGACACAGAACGUGACCACGGAGUCACAGAACGUGACCACGGAGACACAGAACGUGGCCACGGAGACACAGAACGUGACCAUGGAGACACAGAACGUGACCACUGAGUCACGGAACGUGACCACGGAGACACAGAACGUGGCCACUGAGACACAGAACGUGACCACGGAGACACAGAACGUGACCACUGAGUCACAGAACGUGACCACGGAGACACAGAACGUGACCACGGAGACACAGAACGUGACCACUGAGUCACAGAACGUGACCACGGAGACACAGAACAACGUGACCACGGAGACACAGAACGUGGCCACGGAGACACAGAACGUGACCACGGAGACACAGAACGUGACCACUGAGACACAGAACGUGACCACGGAGACACAGAACGUGACCACUGAGACACAGAACGUGACCACGGAGACACAGAACGUGACCACUGAGACACAGAACGUGACCACUGAGAGACAGAACGUGACCACUGAGAGACAGAACGUGACCACGGAGACACAGAACGUGACCACGGAGACACAGAACGUGGCCACGGAGACACAGAACGUGACCACGGAGACACAGAACGUGACCACUGAGAGACAGAACGUGACCACUGAGACACAGAACGUGACUAUGGUCGUUCACAUCUUUCAGCUCCCCACGGCCUUCAGCACUCUCCCCACAGCCUUCAGCAGGUCCCCCACAGCCUUCAGCACUCUCCCCACAGCCUUCAGCAGGCUCCCCACAGCCUUCAGCACUCUCCCCACAGCCUUCAGCAGGCUCCCCACAGCCUUCAGCAGGUCCCCACAGCCUUCAGCAGGUCCCCCACAGCCUUCAGCACUCUCCCCACAGCCUUCAGCAGGCUCCCCACAGCCUUCAGCACUCUCCCCACAGCCUUCAGCAGGCCCCCACAGCCUUCAGCAGGCCCCCACAGCCUUCAGCAGGUCCCCAACAGCCUUCAGCACUCUCCCCACAGCCUUCAGCAGGCCCCCACAGCCUUCAGCAGGCCCCCACAGCCUUCAGCAGGCUCCCCACAGCCUUCAGCACUCUCCCCACAGCCUUCAGCAGGCCCCCACAGCCUUCAGCAGGCCCCCACAGCCUUCAGCAGGCCCAUCACAGCCUUCAGCAGGCCCCCACAGCCUUCAGCAGGCCCAUCACAGCCUUCAGCAGGCCCCCACAGCCUUCAGCAGGCCCAUCACAGCCUUCAGCAGGCCCCCAUAA
Molecule: messenger RNA, 2370 nt
Organism: Procambarus clarkii (red swamp crayfish)
Lineage: Eukaryota; Metazoa; Arthropoda; Malacostraca; Decapoda; Cambaridae
Source: RefSeq, a predicted model, not a curated record